Messenger RNA from Coccidioides posadasii C735 delta SOWgp, 790 nucleotides. RefSeq lists its product as uncharacterized. Gene Ontology annotation, molecular function: protein binding. The record is from RefSeq and is a predicted model, not a curated record. NCBI's taxonomy places the organism in Eukaryota, Fungi, Ascomycota, Eurotiomycetes, Onygenales, Onygenaceae.
GCUUGAUGUUUCAAAGCCCCAUUUUCGGGAAUCCUCGCAAAGGUUUCCUGGUCCAUAAGAAUUCCCCAGCCUUGUGGAAGCGUUGCUUGGUGGAGACAGACAGAGUCUUAGGGCCUUGACUUGUUAGCUCGUGAAAAUCAAGUGGCUGCGCCGCAGGCAGCAUAAUAAAGAGCGAAGAACUGUCCUCUGCCUCUAUACUUACUAAAACACAGAAAUAUAUAACAAGCUGACAAACCCUCAGCUCUUCCGCUAGCUUCAAAGCCGGCACAAAAGGGCUACAAUUUCAUGGACUUACCCCCAGAAAUGCAUCUUCACAUCAUUUCACACCUCUCCUAUCCAGAUGCGUUGGCUCUCAAACACACAAACAGCUACUUUUACUCCCUCGUCACAACCAAUGUCCAAUUCAGAGUGAAUUGGAUCAUCGAACGUGUUUCUUCCGGUUUACCCAUCCUAUGGAGGAAGUGUGAAUUACGCACCGACGAAUCUUUUUGUAAGGGCGAUGUUAAGCGUACCAUGGAGAGGAGAAGGCGGCACAAGGAGUGCAAACCUGGUGAUGGCGGAUGUGCUGUCGUCGCGGGUUCAAACUGUGGUGGUGCUUCUUCGGAACUAUAUUGGCAAUUCAGGAGGUGUAAAGUGCUGAUGAGAAGAGCGACAAAAAUUGCGUUGGAGCAUCAGAUGCUGGCCAUUGGCUUAUUGCUUUGCAUUAUUGCUGUUCUCUGGCAGAUUCUAUUUUAGGCACUCUAAAUAUACACCCCCAAACUGAAUCUGACAACUAUCUUGUUAGUGUCCU